ACUAAUACGUGCCGCCGGUUUUGCUGUCGGGUUUUUUGUUUUGCUUUUGGGUUUAAUUUCAUCAUCCUGUCAAGCACUUUGGGAGGGGUCGGGGUACCGGCAAGUGGAGCGGCAGGGCAGCCUUUGCUUGGAUGAUUCCUUGUGGGGCGACCACUGAGCCGCCAGCCUCCUGAAGCUCAGGCAGCCUUACCGCUUUCCUUACCUUCAGGGACAGAAGGCCUUUGGGAAACGGAGUCCUUAACGGUGCAGGGGGGCCAGCCAUGAGAGGCUACCUCGUGGCCAUAUUCCUGAGUGCUGUUUUCCUCUACUAUGUGCUGCAUUGUAUAUUAUGGGGAACAAAUGUCUAUUGGAUGCCCCCCGCCGAGAUGAAGCGGAGACACCAGGUCCACCCUUGCCCUGCAAAGCCCGCCUUCGCCUCCCUCCUGAGGUCUCAUCCGUUUCACCCCUUCCUUUGUGCAUCUGAUUUUAAAAAGCUUGCUUCCUUCUAUGGUAGUGAUAAGUUUGAUUUGCCCUAUGGGACAAGAACAUCAGCGGAAUAUUUUCGACUUGCUCUUUCAAAACUGCAGAGCUGUGACCUCUUUGAUGAGUUCGACAGUGUGCCAUGUAAAAGGUGCGUGGUGGUUGGUAAUGGAGGAGUUUUGAAGAAUAAGACAUUAGGAGAAAAAAUUGACUCCUAUGAUGUAGUAAUAAGAAUGAAUAAUGGUCCUGUUUUAGGACAUGAAGAGGAAGUUGGGAGAAGGACAACCUUCCGACUGUUUUAUCCAGAAUCUGUUUUUUCAGAUCCCAAACACAACGAUCCUAACACCACGGCGAUUCUCACGGCUUUUAAGCCGCACGAUUUAAAGUGGCUGUGGGAAUUGCUGACAGGUGGCAAAAUAAACACUAAUGGUUUUUGGAAGAAACCAGCUUUAAACCUGAUCUAUAAACCCUAUCAAAUCAGAAUAUUAGAUCCUUUCAUCAUCAGAACGGCAGCUUAUGAACUGCUUAAUUUCCCAAAAGUGUUUCCCAAAAACCAGAAACCCAAACACCCGACGACGGGAAUUAUUGCCAUCACGUUGGCCUUUCACAUGUGCCACGAAGUCCACCUCGCUGGCUUUAGAUACAACUUUUCUGACCUCAGGAGUCCUUUACACUACUAUGGGAACGCCACCAUGUCCUUGAUGAGUAAGAAUGCGUAUCACAAUGUGACUGCAGAGCAGCUCUUUUUGAAGGACAUUAUAGAAAAGAACUUUGUAAUCAACUUGACUCAAGAUUGACCCUACAGACAGAGAAGAUAAUGCUGACAGUAUGAGCAUACGUUUGCACAGGACCAGUUUCCUCCGAGUCUCCUAAUCGUGUUGAGGCGGAAAAGGCAGGGGCGAGGCUGGCGUCCACGUGUUCAGUGGCCUUUCCCUCCUACCACACAGCCGGGGGCUGCAGCUGGCUGCUGAAGUUGUUUGAUGUAACUCUGCUUCAAAAGAUACUGUGGCUACAGAAAGUCAAAACCAAUGGUGGCAUUUCCAAAUGUUACUGUGAGUACUGUAAUACUGGCCAUCAAAUUUUCUGAUGUUAAAAUUCAGGAACCUGGCAUUCUGUGUAGUAUAAGAAAAGGCUACAUACAAACCUCAAGGUGGUUAUAGUUAAGCCAAAAAAAAUAAAUAAAAAAUCUGAGCAAGA
Molecule: messenger RNA, 1656 nt
Organism: Miniopterus natalensis
Lineage: Eukaryota; Metazoa; Chordata; Mammalia; Chiroptera; Miniopteridae
Gene: ST3GAL6
Product: ST3 beta-galactoside alpha-2,3-sialyltransferase 6
Biological process (GO): glycolipid biosynthetic process
Molecular function (GO): sialyltransferase activity
Source: RefSeq, a predicted model, not a curated record